Molecule: messenger RNA, 4561 nt
Organism: Lotus japonicus
Lineage: Eukaryota; Viridiplantae; Streptophyta; Magnoliopsida; Fabales; Fabaceae
Product: DNA damage-binding protein 1a-like
Exons: 26
Coding region: 206-4213 (1335 amino acids)
Cellular component (GO): nucleus
Molecular function (GO): protein binding
Source: RefSeq, a predicted model, not a curated record
CUGGCUAAAACCAGUGAAAACCGAACGAAAACUCACAGCACACAACGAGGGCUUCGAACUUCGCUCGUGGUUCGUGGUGAGGGUUUGUUUACAGUUGCAGCACCCUAAGGAAGAAGCUAGGUAACGCUCUGUGGUUCUCACUGUGAGAACUGAGAUUCGUAGCAAUCAGCAUCGUUAAUGAAGAGUGAAGAAGAAGAAGAAAACGAUGAGUACAUGGAACUACGUCGUCACAGCUCACAAACCCACCAACGUUACCCAUUCUUGCGUCGGCAAUUUCACCGGCCCUCAAGACCUCAAUCUCAUCGUCGCGAAAUGCACCCGUAUCGAGAUUCAUUUGCUCUCUCCUCAGGGCUUGCAGCCCAUGUUAGAUGUGCCCAUUUAUGGAAGAAUUGCCACCCUUGAACUCUUCCGCCCUCAUGGUGAAGCACAGGAUUAUCUGUUUGUUGCGACUAAGCGAUACAAGUUCUGUGUUCUUCAAUGGGAUCCUGAGACUUCUGAACUUGUUACAAGGGCUAUGGGGGAUGUGUCUGAUCGUAUAGGACGACCCACAGAUAAUGGACAGAUUGGCAUUAUCGAUCCUGAUUGUAGGUUGAUUGGACUCCAUUUGUAUGAUGGCUUGUUUAAAGUUAUUCCCUUCGAUAAUAAAGGACAACUCAAGGAAGCGUUUAAUAUUAGGCUUGAGGAGCUCCAAGUUUUGGAUAUUAAAUUUCUCUUUGGUUGUUCAAAGCCAACUUUUGUGGUUCUUUACCAGGACAACAGAGAUGCUCGUCAUGUGAAGACGUAUGAGGUUGCUCUGAAGGAUAAAGAUUUUGUUGAGGGUCCAUGGUCCCAGAACAACCUUGAUAAUGGGGCUGAUUUAUUGAUACCAGUUCCCCCUCCUCUUUGUGGUGUGCUUAUUAUUGGUGAAGAAACCAUAGUAUUCUGUAGUGCCAAUGCUUUCAAAGCUAUUCCAAUCAGACCUUCAAUUACAAAAGCAUAUGGAAGAGUUGAUCCUGAUGGUUCUAGAUAUUUACUUGGUGACCAUACGGGGUUGCUUAGUCUGCUUGUAAUAACCCAUGAGAAAGAAAAGGUUACAGGACUGAAAAUUGAGGCCCUUGGGGAGACUUCCAUUGCAUCUACAAUAUCAUACCUAGAUAAUGCAUUUGUCUACAUUGGUUCAAGUUAUGGAGAUUCUCAGCUUAUAAAACUAAAUCUACAGCCUGAUGCAAAAGGCUCUUAUGUGGAUGUUUUGGAAAGGUAUGUCAAUUUGGGGCCAAUUGUUGAUUUCUCUGUGGUAGACCUUGAAAGGCAAGGCCAAGGUCAGGUUGUAACCUGCUCUGGAGCUUACAAGGAUGGUUCUCUUCGUGUUGUCCGUCAUGAAAUAGGGAUCAAUGAACAGGCAUCUGUAGAACUUCAAGGUAUCAAAAUGUGGUCACUAAGAUCCUCAACAGAUGACCCUUUUGACACUUUCCUGGUUGUAAGUUUCAUAAGAGAUACGAGAAUCUUAGCAAUGAAUAUUGAGGAUGAGCUGGAUGAAGUUGAGCUUGAGGGAUUCUGUUCUCUAGUACAGACAUUAUUUUGCCAUGAUGCAGUUCACAAUCAACUUGUACAAGUCACCUCAAGCUCUGUGAGACUGGUCAGUUCCACAACUAGGGAGCUACGGAAUGAAUGGCAUGCACCAGAAGGCUUUUCAAUAAAUGUAGCUACUGCAAAUGCUACCCAGGUUUUGUUGGCCACAGGAGGUGGGCAUUUAGUUUACCUCGAAAUUGGAGAUGGCAUACUACAGGAAGUAAAGCACGCCCAACUGGAGUAUGAGGUCUCAUGCCUAGACAAAAAUCCAAUUGGUGAAAACCCCAAUCAGAGUCAUCUAGCAGCAGUUGGAAUGUGGACUGAGAUAAGUGUUCGAAUUUUUUCUCUUCCUGACCUGAAUCUCAUCACAAAGGAGCAUUUAGGAGGAGAGAUAAUACCUCGAUCUGUUCUUCGUUGUGCGUUUGAAGGGAUAUCUUACUUGCUAUGUGCCCUUGGUGAUGGUCAUCUCUUAAACUUUAUGUUGAACACAAGUUCUGGCGAGUUAACAGAUAGGAAAAAGGUCUCUCUUGGGACACAACCUAUUACACUACAGACUUUCUCAUCCAAGAAUGCUACCCAUGUAUUUGCUGCAUCUGAUCGGCCAACUGUGAUUUACAGUAGUAACAAAAAAUUACUGUAUAGUAAUGUGAAUCUGAAGGAAGUGAGUCACAUGUGCCCUUUCAACUCUGCUGCUAUUCCAGACAGGGGCAGAAAGAAGAAAAAGGUGAAGGAGGGGUUGUCCAUGACUGCUUUGCUUCAAUUUCUAUUGUUGCUUCUUAGCUUUGCUUCCCUUGGCCGUGCCGAAGUAAGCAACAGAGAGUUGUUUAAAAUGCGGAUAAGUUGUGGCUCGCUUCAAAAUGUCUCUGAUAUGAAUCGCAUGCGAGCAUGGACUGCAGACAAAUAUUACUCAGGUGGCAUAGCUGCCACUGCAUCUAGGACGAGUGCGAUCACUCCUGUGCUGGGGACUCUGAGAUAUUUUCCAUCAGAUUACGGUCCCAACAAUUGCUACACAAUUGAUAAAGUGCCAAAGGGCCACUACAUGGUGAGAAUUUUUUUUGCACUGAUUGCUCAUAUUGAAGAAGUGCCACAAUUUGAUGUAUCAAUCGAAGGCACUCUAUACUCCUUGAAAUCGGGGUGGAACAAUGCUGCGGACCAAGCAUUUCUGGAAGUCUUAAUGUUUCUUAUGGAGGGGUCGGUUUCAAUAUGUUUGCAUGACACUGGUCACGGAGAUCCCGCAAUCUUCUCAAUUGAGAUACUUCAAAUGGACGAUAAUGCGUAUUUUUCCACACAGGAAAAUCAAGUUUAUAUACUUAGAACAGUUAAAAGGCUGAGUUGUGGUUUUGCACAGUUAAGAUUUCUACCUGAUUACGGUAGUGAUCACUAUGGAGGGGAGAGAUUUUGGCUCCAUAUAAGUACUUUGGAAGAGGAAGCCGGUCUUUCUACAUCUGUUCGUACUAGAAUUGAAAAUGUUAUGCUACCGCCGAACUUUUAUCCAGAAUUUCUGUAUGAAUCAGCACUUGUUAGUACUAGUAGCCAGCCUAGUCUAACAUAUAUAUUGGAUGUUGAAACCCCGGGAAACUAUUCUGUUUGGUUACAUUUUGCUGAGAUUGAUAGUUCAAUCAUUUCCAAAGGUCAAAGGGUCUUCAAUAUUCUGAUAAAUGGUGUUGUUGUAUUUGAAGAUGUGGACAUCAUAAAGUUGACGGGGAAGCAAUACACUGCCCUUGUACUUAAUACAACCGUCACGGUUAAUAGGACCAAAGUUAUCAUAACUUUCAUUCCAAAAGAAGGUUGUCUCGUCAUAGUUAAUGCCAUUGAGAUAUUUGAAGUUAUUCUGCCUGGGGCAAAAACUGUAUCAGAUGAAGUUAAGGCUUUACAAACAUUGAAGAAGGCUUUGGGGCUUCCUCCGAGGUUCGGUUGGAAUGGUGAUCCUUGUCUUCCGCAGCAACAUAAAUGGACUGGAGCAGAUUGUCAAUAUGAUAGAAGUAGCGGUCGUUGGGUCAUUGAUGGACUUGGUCUUGAAAAUCAAGGUCUGAAGGGUUACUUACCAAAUGACGUCGGAAGAUUGAAGAAUCUACAAUCCCUAAACUUAUCUGGUAACCAAAUUCAUGGAUGCAUUCCGGCUUCAAUUGGAACAAUAACUACUUUACAAGUGUUGGACCUUUCUUCUAACUUUUUCAACGGAUCAAUUCCUGAAAGCCUUGGAGAGUUGACAUCGUUACAAAAACUGAACCUUAAUGGCAACUCAUUGUCUGGAAGUGUACCCGAUACUCUGAUUUUUCAAAAUCACAAGUUCAAUUUUGGCAAUAAUUCUGGAUUAUGUGGUAUACCUAGUCUAGUCUCCUGUGUAACUCCUGCUAGUGCUAAAGUUGGUAUGAGGAUAGCAGCUCGAGUCAGUAUAUGGAUAGGAGGAUUUCUACUGAUUAUCGGUUGUAUAGUCUUCUGCGGUUGGAGAUAUUUCACACGUAAGCCCCAAGGGUACGAGAGGGGAAUACAGUUGGGGGACGAGAGUGGAAUACAGUUGGGGGACUUGGGGGACAAGAAUCAAGGUGAACACUCGGAUCAUGAGCCCUUGGUCGAAACACAAGAAUCAACAACAGUUCCAACACAAGAAUCAACAACAGUUCCAAGGAGAUCUGCGAGAAUACAGAAUCAAAAGAGCAAGUAAAAGUCAAAGGAUAGGAGCAUCAAAGAACUUCUUGUGGCAUCUUGGUUUAGUCUCUCUAGGUUGAAACAUGAGCAUCAAAGAACUUCUUGUGGCAUCUUGGUUUAGUCUCUCUAGGUUGAAACAUGAGCAUCAUAACUUCUUGUGACAACUUGGUUUAGUAUCUCAGUACAUUGAAAUGAAUUAGUUUUACUUCUUGUAUGGGUUAGUGGUUAUCAAGGACUGUACUAAUGGAUUAGUUUGACUUCUUGUAUGGGUUAGUGGUUAUCAGGGACUGUACUAAUGGAUCAGUUAUUUGUGUACAUACUCUUUUAAGUACUCUACGCUUCAUUUUUUGAAGCACUUGGUUCA